UCAUAGAACUAUAAAUAAAGAAAAACUUAAGCAUCACAACUCUUCGAAUUUCGAACUACUCAUUGGAAAUAUAUUUAAAAAUUUUUAAAAAUGUCAUCUAAUUCAAAGGGUAAGCCAAAUUCCGGCUCUGCCGUGGAGGGACCUUCUCUACAGGAUCGCGAGAUUUCUUCUGCUAAUGCUCAAAACUUUGACGCUAUGGACAAACGCCUUAAGCUGCUUUUGGAUCGUUUGGCUCUUUUGGAGUCGUCGUUCGCUGCUCUGAACAUUCCCCAAAAUGAGUCCUCCGACAAUGAGGGCACCGAUCAGGAAGAGGACUCAAAGGCUAUGGAGGAGGCAUUGGAUAAACAGGAUUCUUCACUUUCCGACUUGCCGGAUGGUGAUGAUUCGGUAGAGAAGAAAGAUGAUACUGAAAAAGGGGAUUCUGAAAAGUGAUUACGCUGUAGAAUAUAAUUGAUUUGUGACACUUGAUAUACAUUAUAGUUAAGGGCUGAUAAUUGUUGAGAAUGGUGCAAUAUUAAAAUAUGUUGGCAAUCCGAUUAAAAAAAUUUUUAUUAGGGGUCCAGGUACAGAAAUAAUAUACAAUCUUAAUGGAGGUUUUUUACAUAUUUUUUACAAAAUACUCAUACUCUACAAUUGAUGAUGUAGAUGUUGUGAUGUUUUACAUAGGCCAGACUUCUUCGGAUGUGGAAUUUUACUUUUAAUGUAGGACAUACAUAUACAUCAUACACUGAUCUACAUCUAUUUUACUCGUUUUCUUCCAUGAUGGCAACGCCGUAACGGAAAUUAUUUUUCAAACCGCCAAACCAUUAAAAAACCGCAACCCAAUUUCUUUGUUACUUUUUUGUAUUUUUUUCUUUUUCAUUUUGUUUUAAUACAAUAUAUAAAAACCGA
Drosophila eugracilis is the source of this 891-nucleotide messenger RNA. RefSeq lists its product as uncharacterized. Lineage: Eukaryota; Metazoa; Arthropoda; Insecta; Diptera; Drosophilidae. Bases 91 to 432 code for a protein of 113 amino acids. The transcript has a single exon. The record is from RefSeq and is a predicted model, not a curated record.